ACUUCACAGCAAAGGAGGGGACAUCGGCACAGGCAAGCCUUGGUUUUGGGGAAUGGCAUGGCCCUUCCGCAUUCCCUGCUCCCACCCACGCUCUGUGUGUUCUGUUCUGUUCUCUCGGCAGGUAUAUCCGCACCAUGUACCUGGGGAUUCAGAGCCAGCGGCGGAAGGAACACCAGCGACGCUUCUACUGGGCUAUGAUGUAUGAAUAUGCAGACGUCAACAUGUUGCGCCUCCUUGAGACCUUCCUGGAGAGCGCCCCCCAACUGGUGCUACAGCUCUGCAUAAUGAUCCAGAAGAACAGCGCCGAGACGCUGCCCUGUGUCUCCUCUGUGACUUCCCUGAUGUCCCUGGCUUGGGUGCUAGCCUCCUAUCACAAGCUGCUGCGGGACUCCAGGGACGACAAGAAGAGUAUGAGCUACAGAGGGGCCCUCAUCCACCUCUUCUGGCGCCUCUUCACCAUCUCAUCCAGAGUUAUCUCUUUUGCCCUCUUUGCUUCCAUAUUCCAGCUCUACUUCGGGAUCUUCGUGGUGGUUCACUGGUGCGCCAUGGCCUUCUGGAUCAUCCAUGGCGGAACAGACUUCUGUAUGUCCAAGUGGGAGGAGAUCCUCUUCAACAUGGUGGUAGGGAUCGUGUACAUUUUCUGCUGGUUUAACGUCAAGGAAGGGCGGACUCGAUAUCGAAUGUUUGCAUAUUAUACGAUAGUGUUGACCGAGAAUGCUGCCUUGACGUUCCUUUGGUAUUUUUACAGAAACCCGGAGACCACUGACUCCUAUGCGGUGCCAGCACUGUGUUGUGUCUUUAUUAGCUUUGUGGCUGGGAUCGCAUUGAUGCUCUUAUAUUAUGGUGUGCUGCAUCCCAUGGGGCCGCGAGUUAAGAUUUUGGCCAGCUCCUGUUGUGCCGAGCUGCUCUGGGGCAUCCCUCUGCCCCCCGAUGUUGAGCCCAUGGCGCCUCAGACCCCUGGGUACCGGGGGACCCAGGUCACGCCUACCAGAGCCGUAACGGAACAACAGGAGGAUCUCACGGCUGACACUUGCUUGCCCGUUUUCCAAGUGAGACCCAUGGGGCCCUUGACCCCGUCGGGGCGUCCUUACCACCCAGAAGGGCCCCUCAUUAAGAUUGACAUGCCAAGAAAGAGAUACCCAGCUUGGGAUGCUCAUUUUGUAGACAGGAGGUUGAGAAGGACUAUUAACAUUCUGCAGUAUGUCACCCCCACCGCAGUAGGCAUUCGGUAUCGAGACGGACCGCUCCUUUAUGAGUUGCUACAGUAUGAGUCUUCACUCUAA
This is a messenger RNA of Panthera uncia (snow leopard), 1283 nucleotides long. RefSeq names its product XK-related protein 6. The transcript has 2 exons. Lineage: Eukaryota; Metazoa; Chordata; Mammalia; Carnivora; Felidae. Bases 135 to 1283 code for a protein of 382 amino acids. Gene Ontology annotation, biological process: apoptotic process involved in development; engulfment of apoptotic cell; phosphatidylserine exposure on apoptotic cell surface. The record is from RefSeq and is a predicted model, not a curated record. Gene Ontology annotation, cellular component: plasma membrane.